This is a messenger RNA of Ostreococcus tauri, 249 nucleotides long. RefSeq names its product Tim10/DDP family zinc finger. NCBI's taxonomy places the organism in Eukaryota, Viridiplantae, Chlorophyta, Mamiellophyceae, Mamiellales, Bathycoccaceae. The coding region runs from base 1 to 249 and encodes 82 amino acids. The transcript has a single exon. The record is from RefSeq and is a predicted model, not a curated record.
AUGUCGAACGGCGAACAGAACCCGGAGGCGGUGAUGCAUCAGGUCAAGGCGGAGCUCGCGAACGCGUACGCGCAGGAGUUCUUCACCACGGUGCGAGAUAAAUGCUUCGCCAAGUGCGUGACGAAACCGAGCGGGAGCAUGUCGAGCGGAGAGAGCGCGUGUUUGGAGAAGUGCGUCGAUCGGUACGUCGAGGCGACGAAGAUGAUCUCGCACGUGGUGCUGCAGGCGUACCAGAGGGGGGGGCAGUGA